Messenger RNA from Rotaria socialis, 450 nucleotides. The record is from the annotation of a GenBank genome assembly. Lineage: Eukaryota; Metazoa; Rotifera; Eurotatoria; Philodinida; Philodinidae.
AUGAAAGCAAUUAUUUGGACUGAUGUUUUGCAAGCAUUGGUAAUGUAUACUGGUGUUUGUGUUGCUAUUAUUUAUGGUUUAAUUCUGGUAGGUGGGUUCAAACAAGCAUUUUCGAUUGCUUCUCAAGGUGAUCGUAUUGAAUUUGAUAAUUUGAGUGUCGAUCCUCGAACACGUCACACAGUUUGGCCAAUUUUAUUUGGUAAUUCGUUUAAUGCCUUGCUGACCUAUGGUUUCAAUCAGAUGCAAGUCCAACGUUAUAUGUGUGUUAAAUCGACACGUGGUGCACAAACAACUAUUUUUAUCAAUAUAAUCGGUGUUGCUUGUCUCAUUCUUCUAUCGGGUUUGAUGGGUGUUAUUCCCUAUGUGUAUUAUUCUGGUUGUGAUCCAUAUACUGCUGGGUAUAUUCAAAGUGUUGAUCAAAUAUUUCCACAUUUCAUUAUGGAUGCAUGA